AUGGCAGGUGAUACAUCUGAGGGAUGCCAAAGUAAUACCGCACCAGAAACACCGAGGCAAGAAAGUCUCGAAAUGUCCACCAAGGAAAUGAACAGCAAGGGCAUCGAUUCCCAGAAAGAGGAGAAGAUCCGAGAUCUUCAAGCCCUGCAUGGCAAGGCAACGCAGGAGCUUGAUGCACUUCUCCGGAAGUGCAUCAAAGAAGUCGAGGGAGGGUGCGAGUUGCCUGAAGCCCACAAGCGCAGUUUCAACCAAAUGGUCAUGCCUUUCAAGGCCGCCACAAGUCGAGUGAUCCGGCCUUCUGAGGCCGAGGAAGAAUCUCUCGUCGGCACGCCCGUCACCGACAGUGACAGUGAUGCUGCAGUUUUCAGCAAGGAUGAACCCAUGGCCAAGGCCAAAGAAGAGAGUCCUUUCCAAGCGACAAUGGGGCAUGCCACCCCUUCUCCCAAACCGAACUCCGGGUUCAAGUCCUUCCCGUGGUUGUCAAAGGGGGGACGAGGCCCGGUGCCUGCCCCGUUUAGCCCGGGAGUUCGUCAGGUUCGUGAACUUGUCACAUCGCCGUCCUAA
This is a messenger RNA of Clonostachys solani, 564 nucleotides long. The record is from the annotation of a GenBank genome assembly. Lineage: Eukaryota; Fungi; Ascomycota; Sordariomycetes; Hypocreales; Bionectriaceae.